Messenger RNA from Hypomesus transpacificus, 1482 nucleotides. It is a transcript of the gene clic5b, whose product is annotated as chloride intracellular channel 5b. The transcript has 6 exons. The coding region runs from base 68 to 1414 and encodes 448 amino acids. The record is from RefSeq and is a predicted model, not a curated record. Lineage: Eukaryota; Metazoa; Chordata; Actinopteri; Osmeriformes; Osmeridae.
UGCGUCAGUGUGUUUCAACUCCAACUUCACCUUACUCCGCAACCGAGCUCAGACAUAAGCAACAAAUAUGGAAAACAUUUACGAAAAAGUAGACGAAGGGAAUUUGUAUGAAAAACCGUGUGAACGACCAGACAGCCCAGUCGAGCCCAAGUAUGAGAACCAAGGAGCUGUUUAUGAGACACCGAGCGAGGUGACAGAGGCGAUUUACAGUGAAAUCGUGGUGCAUGCAACCGAAGAAGAAAAGCGAUCAUCACCGGACUAUAUGGACACCAGGGAGACCGUGGGUGAAAAAGAGCAACCAUCCAAAGAGCACUCAUCUUCAUCCUCUAGCGACGAUGAAGAUGAGAAAACCAAAGAUGAGAAAGUUGAAAAAGUUGAGACAAUACCAGAGGUGGCAGCAGUUGAGACAGCUGCAGUGGUCGUGGAUGCAACAGCGGAGGUUAACGGCGAGGCAGCCGACGUCUCGAGCUUCUCGAGACGCCUGUCAGCGGCAUCAUCGGCAUUCUCCGAGUCUCUCAGAGACCCGUGCGAUGACCCCCCGAUACUGCUCGAGGACGACAACGCGGAGGAUGGGAUGCUAAUGGCCUACAGUCACACCGACCUGCCCUCAGAACCGGAGGAGAUUGUCGACUACAGCCUCAAAACUCUCGAGAAUGUCACUUUGGACGAGAAUAGUGUUGCACCAGCAAAUCCCACACAACCUGAAAUCUCACUAUUUGUCAAGGCAGGCAUUGAUGGGGAGAGCAUUGGAAACUGUCCCUUCUCUCAGCGCCUCUUCAUGAUUCUCUGGCUCAAAGGAGUGGUUUUUAACGUCACAACUGUGGACCUAAAGAGGAAGCCUGCUGACCUGCAUAACCUAGCUCCAGGGACACAUCCCCCCUUCCUGACCUUCAACGGAGAGGUCAAGACUGACAUCAACAAGAUCGAAGAAUUCCUGGAGGAUGUCUUGGCUCCACCAAAGUAUCCCAAGCUGGCCGCCAAGCACAGAGAGUCCAACACAGCUGGGAACAACAUCUUCGCCAAGUUCUCGGCCUACAUCAAGAACACCCGGAUGAACGCCAACGAAGGUCUGGAGAAAGGUCUUACCAAGGCCCUGAGGAAGCUGGAUGACUACCUGAACACCCCCCUGCCUGAGGAGAUCGAUGCAGACAGCAUGGAGGACGAGAAGGCCUCCACCCGGUACUUCCUAGAUGGAGAGGACCUCACUCUGGCCGACUGCAACCUGCUGCCCAAACUGCACAUAGUCAAGGUUGUUGCUAAGAAGUACCGUAACUACGACAUCCCCUCGGACUUGACAGGUGUUUGGCGGUACCUGAAAAAAGCCUACACGCGUGACGAGUUCACCAACACCUGUGCUGCUGACGGAGAGAUGGAGAUGGCCUAUCAGGACGUGGCUAAGAGACUGGCUAAAUAACACACACAACGCCCCAUCUCAAACACACACACACAACGCCCCAUCUCAAACACACACACACACAACGC